Molecule: messenger RNA, 1467 nt
Organism: Acanthosepion pharaonis
Lineage: Eukaryota; Metazoa; Mollusca; Cephalopoda; Sepiida; Sepiidae
Source: the annotation of a GenBank genome assembly
AUGUUAAAAAUAAAUGCCAAUCUUAAAAUUAUUAAAUUCUGUUUAAUUUAUUACAUUCUUUCUCUUCCAUUAUUAAUUUUUCUUUCAUUUCUUUCUUUCUUUCUUUCUUUCUUUCUUUCUUUCUGUUUCUUUAUAGAUUUUUCUUUCAUUUCUUUCUUUUUCUUUCUAUCUUUCUUUCUUUCUUUCUUUCUUUCUUUCUGUUUCUUUAUAAAUUUUUCUUUCUUUUUUCUUUCUUUCUUUCUUUCUUCUUUCUUUCUUUCUUUCUUUCUGUUUCUUUAUAAAUGCUUCUUUCAUUUAUUUCAUUCUUUCUUUCUAUUUCUUAAAAUUCUUUUUUUAUCCUCCUCCGUUCUUCUUUUUAUCUUCCUUCCUUCUGAUUUUUAUUCUCCUCGGUUCUACUUUUUAUCCUCCUCCGUUCAUCUUUUUAUCCUCCUCCUUUCUUCUUUUUAUCUUACUCUGUUCUUCAUUUUGUCCUCCUCCCUCCAUUUUAUUCUCCUUGGUUACACAUUUUUUAUCCUCCGUUCUUCCUUUUACCCUCCUCCCUUCUUCCUUUUACCCUCCUCCCUUCUUCUUUUUAUCCUCCUCCGUUCUUCUUUUUAUCUUCCUAAUUUCUUUUUUUUAUCCUCCUCCCUUCUUUUUAUUCUCCUCGGUUCCACUUUUUAUCCUCCGUUCUUCUUUUUAUCCUCCCCCUUCUUCUUUUUAUCCUCCUCCCUUUUUCUUUUUAUCCUCCUCCCUUCUUCUUUUUAUCUUCCUCUGUUUUUCAUUUUAUCCUCCUCCCUUCUUCUUUUUAUCCUCCCCCUUCUUCUUUUUAUCCUCCUCCCUUCUUCUUUUUAUCUUCCUCUGUUUUUCAUUUUAUCCUCCUCCCUUCUUCUUUUUAUCCUCCCCCUUCUUCUUUUAUCCUCCUCCCUUCUUCUUUUUAUCUUCCUCUGUUUUUUCAUUUUAUCCUCCUCCCUUCUUCUUUUAUCCUCCCCCUUCUUCUUUUUUUAUCCUCCUCCCUUCUUCUUUUUUAUCUUCCUCUGUUUUUCAUUUUAUCCUCCUCCCUUCUUCUUUUUUAUCCUCCCCCUUCUUCUUUUUAUCCUCCUCCCUUCUUCUUUUUAUCUUCCUCUGUUCUUCAUUUUGUCCUCCUCCCUUCUUCUUUUUAUCUUCCUCUGUUCUUCAUUUUGUCCUCCUCCCUUCAUUUUAUUCUCCUCGGUUCCACUUUUUAUCCUCCCCCUUCUUCUUUUUAUCCUCCCCCUUCUUUUUAUCCUCCUCCCUUCUUCUUUUUAUCUUCCUCUGUUCUUCAUUUUGUCCUCCUCCCUUCUUUUUAUUUUCCUCGGUUCCACUUUUUAUCCUCCUCCGUUCUUCUUUUUAUCCUCCUCCCUUCUUCUUUUUAUCUUCCCCCGUUCUUGUUUUUAUACUUUCCCCGCCCAUUAUAUCCAGUCUUAUACCUUACUUUCAUUCUCUGUAGCCUCUUGCCAACUACUAGGGUGA